Molecule: messenger RNA, 1269 nt
Organism: Solanum tuberosum (potato)
Lineage: Eukaryota; Viridiplantae; Streptophyta; Magnoliopsida; Solanales; Solanaceae
Product: exopolygalacturonase-like
Exons: 3
Biological process (GO): carbohydrate metabolic process
Molecular function (GO): polygalacturonase activity
Source: RefSeq, a predicted model, not a curated record
ACUAUUGGAUUGAGUUCUAUCCAAGAUGCAAUUGUGCACGAUAUACACGCUAUCAAUAGCAAGAUGUUCCAUUUCGAUGUCUAUAAUUGCAAUAACGUGACAUUAAGUCAUGUAAAUAUAAUUGCACCAAGUGAUAGUCCCAACACUGAUGGAAUUCACAUUAGUUUAUCGUCAAAUAUUCGAGUUUUUGAUUUCAACAUUGAUACUGAAGAUGAUUGUAUAUCUAUCUUUGCUGGAAGUCAAAAUGUUAAUAUUUCUGGAGGUACUUGUGGCCCUGGCCAUGGAUUAAGCAUUGGAAGCUUAGGGAAUAAGCCAAAUGAAGUUGUUAAGGAUGUACAUGUUAAAAAUUGUACUCUUAUAGCUACUCAAAAUGGAAUGAGGAUUAAGUCUUGGGCAUCAUCAAAUGUUGGUGAAGCAACAAGUAUUAGUUUUGAGGAUAUUAUAAUGGACAAGGUGAAUAAUCCUAUUAUUAUUGAUCAACAUUAUUGUCCUUCACAUACUUGCAGUUUUCAGACUAUUGGAUUGAGUUCUAUCCAAAAUGCAAUUGUGCACGAUAUACACGCUAUCAAUAGCAAGAUGUUCCAUUUCGAUGUCUAUAAUUGCAAUAACGUGACAUUAAGUCAUGUUAACAUAAUUGCACCAAGCGAUAGUCCUAACACCGAUGGAAUUCACAUUAGCACAUCGUCAAAUAUUCGAGUUUUUGAUUCCAACAUUGGUACUGGAGAUGAUUGUAUAUCUAUAUUUGCUGGAAGUCAAAACAUUAAUAUUUCUGGAGUCACUUGUGGCCCUGGCCAUGGAAUAAGCAUCGGAAGCUUAGGGAAUAAGCCAAAUGAAGUUGUCAAGGAUGUACAUGUUAAAAAUUGUACUCUUAUAGCUACUCAAAAUGGAAUGAGGAUUAAGUCUUGGGCAUCAUCAAAUGUUGGUGAAGCAACAAGUAUUAGUUUUGAGGAUAUUAUAAUGGACAAGGUGAAUAAUCCUAUUAUUAUUGAUCAACAUUAUUGUCCUUCACAUACUUGCAGUUUUCAGAAAAGCUUAGUGCAAAUCAAGGAUGUGAUAUUCAACAACAUAAGGGGAACUUCAAAUUCAUUGGUGGCAGUGAAUUUCAAUUGCAGUUCUUCAUUGCCUUGUCAAAAAAUCAAUCUUAAUGAUAUUAAGUUGAUUACUGAUAAUAACGCUAAACCUACAAUUGCAACGUGUGCUAAUGCCAUAGGACACGCCACCGGCAUCGAGUUACCUCCGAGUUGCUUAAAGCCUGCUCUUGAAUCUUGA